Messenger RNA from Xenia sp. Carnegie-2017, 656 nucleotides. Its product is annotated as myosin regulatory light chain 12B-like. Gene Ontology annotation, cellular component: myosin II complex; cytoplasm. The record is from RefSeq and is a predicted model, not a curated record. Lineage: Eukaryota; Metazoa; Cnidaria; Anthozoa; Malacalcyonacea; Xeniidae. The coding region runs from base 65 to 577 and encodes 170 amino acids. Gene Ontology annotation, molecular function: myosin heavy chain binding; calcium ion binding. The transcript is spliced from 2 exons.
CAUACAGUGUACUUGUCAACCUCAACUUUACUAAAAUCCAUAAUAUUAAAAAACUUUGCUUAAAAUGUCGUCAAAGAAAUCCAAAGGUAAGUCGAAAAAGAGAGCCACUCGGGCAGCGUCCAAUGUUUUUGCUAUGUUUGACCAACAGACUAUUCAGGAGUUUAAGGAAGCCUUUAACAUGAUCGAUGUUGGCCGAGAUGGUUUUAUUGACAAGUCUGACUUGAACGAAACCUAUAUCAAUCUGGGAAAACUGUGCACGGAUGAUGCCCUUGAAAGUAUGAUGAGUGAAUCCGCCGGCCCUAUGAAUUUCACUGCUUUCCUGACAUUGUUUGGUGAGAGAUUGAACGGUACGGAUCCUGAAGAUGUCAUACGUAAUGCUUUUGGCUGCUUUGAUGAAACUGGUAGUGGAAAAAUCCCUGAAGAAACACUCAGAAACAUGCUUAUGCAAGCAGGAGAUAGAUUCACGGAAGAAGAAGUUGAAGAAAUGUUCAACAAUGCGCCGAUGGAUCGCCAUGGAAACUUGCUUUAUAAUGAUUUUUGUAAAACAAUCAAAGGAUCAGAGAAAGAUGACGACUAGACUAACACAUUAUAGACAUUGUCUUAACUCAAAGAAUGUCUUUUUUUAUUUUCUGUAAUAAAAGUAUAUGCUGUUACAA